Molecule: messenger RNA, 1722 nt
Organism: Talaromyces rugulosus
Lineage: Eukaryota; Fungi; Ascomycota; Eurotiomycetes; Eurotiales; Trichocomaceae
Exons: 4
Coding region: 1-1722 (573 amino acids)
Biological process (GO): transmembrane transport
Molecular function (GO): transmembrane transporter activity
Source: RefSeq, a predicted model, not a curated record
AUGCCCGUACUUGACCAUGAGACGCCUCACGAAAUCACGCCGCAACCGCCUGUAGAAUUGUCAGAAAUCCCGAAACAAGGCACGGAACUUACAGUAGGGAACGAGAACUCCCAGCAAAAAAAUGAUACACCAGAGUCUCUCGAAACGAUAAACAGGGAAAAGAAUGACGCAAAUUACCCCAAAGGCAUGAGGCUUUUUCUUAUAGUUCUCUCUUUGUGUCUUGCUGUCUUUUUAAUGGCACUAGACAAUUCAGUCAUAACCACCGCUAUCCCGAGCAUAACGAACGACUUUGGUAGCUUUUUGGACAUUGGUUGGUAUGGAAGUGCUUAUCUGUUAACAACGGCCUCUUUGCAACUUCUAUUCGGCAAGAUUUACACAUUCUGGAGCAUCAAAUGGGUUUUCUUAUCAGCAAUCGGAAUAUUUGAGCUCGGUAGUCUCAUCUGCGCUGUCGCACCGACAUCUAGCGCUUUUAUUGCCGGACGAGCUAUUGCUGGAUGUGGUUCUUCUGGAAUAUUUUCUGGCGCGUUACUGAUCAUAACCCAUACUUCACCACUGGAAAAGCGGCCCACGUACAUCGGCCUAGUUGGCGGUAUGUAUGGUAUAGCGUCAGUAGCCGGCCCUAUCAUAGGAGGUACUCUUACUGACAACGUGUCGUGGCGAUGGUGCUUCUAUAUCAACCUACCGAUUGGCGGCCUCACAGUUUUGAUCAUUUUCUUGAUACUCAAAGAUCCGCAGCGGGAUGUACCAAAGCUUCACACUUGGAUCGAUCGUCUGUGGGCUUUAGAUCCCAUUGGUACUCUGUUCUUUCUGCCCGCAAUGGUGUGCUUGUUGCUAGCUUUGCAAUGGGGAGGUACGAAUUAUAGUUGGAGUAAUGGCCGAAUUAUAGCUCUGUUGGUGCUUUUUGGCGUCCUUACUAUAGCGUUCCUACUUGUGCAAGUCCGUUUGAAAGAAGCUGCAACGGUGCCGCCGCGUAUCUUCGCCAACCGCUCCGUGUGGGCGGGCUGUCUCUACGGAUUCUGUACUGGAGGAGCGUUUUUCUUGAUUAUAUACUAUGUGCCGAUCUGGUUUCAGGCGAUUCAAGGGGUAUCAGCUAUUCAAUCCGGUAUUCGAAACCUACCAAUGAUGAUCUCGACCAUCCUGAUGUCUAUAGUCGUUGGCGGCUUAGUGACAGCUUUGGGAUACUACACGCCAUUCAUGAUUGCAGCAGCGAUCCUCUCUUCGGUUGGAGCUGGGCUCCUCUCUACUUUCGAUGUCCACACUCCUGCUUCGAAAUGGAUCGGUUAUCAAAUUCUCUUCGGUAUUGGAUACGGCUUGGGUUCAAGACAGCCCUUGGUGGCCGUCCAGGCAGCCCUGAAGACGGAGGAUAUACCUAUUGGUACAUCAGUCGUUAUGUUCCUUCAAACACUUGGUGGAACGAUUUUCGUCAGUAUCGGAAACUCAAUAUUUACAAACUCCCUUGUCAGCUCUCUUGAACGAAAUGUGCCUUCCGUGAACCCGGCUACUAUCACUGCAGCCGGGGCAAGUGACAUCCAGAGUAUUGUAUCCGCCGAGGAUCUUCCGCAAGUACUUGUCGCAUAUAAUCAUGCUUUGAACCAGGCAUUCUUGGCUGCUGCUUCAAUGGCUGCACUUUCUGUCUUUGGAAGUGUUUUGGUUCCGUGGAUGAGUGUGAAGAAGAAUUAUGCCAAAGUGGAAGAACCAACAGAAGAGGCUAAUUGUAAAUGA